AUGAAUCACAAUCAAAAUGAAAUAAGCAAUCGAUCGAUCACCAAGAAAACAUUCUUCACUCAUGCUGAUAUAGAAGCUCAACUUCAAAACCUUUACCUUUAUUCUGACUUUUCAUCAACCACUCGAUCUGGUCAUCAAGAUCAACUCGAUCAUCUUGGUCCUAUCAUUCGUAACAUUCAUUUAUCUAAACAACAAGAUGCAUUCUUACGACAUCUUCUUAAAUUUAUGAGAACCAAAGAAGCCGAAAUCGAAGCUGUCUGUCAUGCAAAUCAUCAGGACUUUAUAGGAUCAGUUGAUAAAUUAUUAAGUGUUCGACAAGGUACUCUAUCCCUUCGAUCACAUGUAGUCAGUCUCGAUUCAUCACUUCAAUCAUCAGGUGCUUCUCUAGCUUCAGCUCGUUCUUCAUUACUCGAUGCAAGAAAAGUGGCAUCCAACAUUGAUGAUACAAUCGAUACCCUUCAAGCUUGUUUACGCGUCCUCGAUCUCUCUAAGAAAGUCUCUCAACAGAUUCAAACGGGAAAAUUCUAUUCGGCUUUAAGAUCAUUAGAUGAACUUCAAUUCAUUCAUCUUAAGCCUCUCUUACCAUUUGCUGCCUUUGCUGGAUAUCUUGGUGAAGCACUUCCAAAUGAGAAAAUUAGAGUUAGAGAAGAAGUCACCAAACAACUCAAUUCUUGGUUAUAUGAAGCACGUGAACGAAGUGGAAGUGUCGGAAAAUUGGCGAUGGAAGGAAUGGAGAUGAGGACAAGGAGAUGGAAAGCAAGACGAGACCGAGUUAAACAUCAGGACUCGGCUUCUUUAGCCAUGCUUGUGGAUGUCAACACACCGGUCGAGAUGGCGGUCAGUGAACGGCAUGAAUAUAAUGUCUUAGAGUCAACUCAAUCUCGGAUCGAUUUCUCACCACUCUACCUGGCCAUUCAUAUCUAUGAAACCCUUGAUGCCAACGAAGAGUUGAGGAAGUCAUUCAGGGACGAUCGUAGAGCACAAGCUCAUUUGAUUGUUUCUUCUACCGCCUCAUCCCCAUUUUCAUUGGAGAACUUGGCUAGCUUAAUGGAGUCUAUCGUCGGCUUUUUUAUCAUCGAGGCUCAUGUUUUACAUACUACAAAGUCUUUUAGGGAUGAGACAGAUGUGGAUAAUCUUUGGGAGGAGAUGUGUGAACGGGUAGUCGCAAUUAUUACUGAGGGAAUCGGAGGUUGCGAAGAUCUCGACAUCUUUCUUGGAAUCAAGACAAAACUACUCACAUUUGCCCAAACUGCUGCGGCGUAUGAGUACCCGGCUACACAAUUAAAUGUCCUUCUCAGUUCACUCUUUGAACGGUACACCGAUCUUUUGCGAUGGAAAUACGGUACAGAUUUUCAGCAGAUAGUCUUGGAUGAUGACCAUCAACCAAUGACAGUUAACAACGAGGAUGAAUUUUCAAAGGUAGUAGAAGUGAGCUUCUUACCUGAACAGGGUGAAUGGGCUCAAGAGAAUUUAAUCACGGGUGGAUAUCCAGCCGCUCUUCCGUUCUCUCAGACUUACCCACUUUGUUGCAUCGAUAUUCGAAACUUUGUUACAAAAUACUAUCAUUUUGCGGAUGGAUUUGUUUCGGCGAUGCGCGAUACUGAUGAUGUGCUACGUAAGUCACUUGACAAACUUUUGAUCAAGCAUAUCAACGGUCAUAUCCGUUCUCGAGUUCAAAAUACCAGGAAUCUGUCACAACUUUCUCAGAUUGUAAUCAAUCUACAAUUCUUUCAAACCGCAUGUCUCGCACUAGAGCGCUUACUUGUCACCCUUCGGGUAACACCGAGGGGUGGAUUAGUGAAAUUAGAUUCAUCUCGAGCAUUCCAAGCCACACUAAGUUUUUCCGAAGAAACGAUCCUAUCAAGAGUUCAUGCCAAGAUUAAAGAUUUUUUUGAAUUGGCUGAAUAUGAUUGGACAACCGAUCGAAUGAUGGCAGUUGAUGAAGAUGGUGAAGCUAGUGUAUAUUUGAUCGAAUGUAUGAAUUAUCUUAAAACGGUGAUGACCAGUGUUUUGAGCAUCUUACCACACAACGUUCGAGUUGCGAUUCAUCUUGGAGCUUGGUCCUAUAUCGCUCAGAGAUUGAUGGGGUUUUUUGUUGAACGUGAACCCAUCAAAAUGAGUGAUGGAGGGCUAUCCUAUCUGGCCAAUGACAUACGUUUUGCAGUCUCGCGUGCCAAAUCUGUCAAUAUCGAAGGUGUUGAACCGAUUUUUGAAGAACUGGUUCAGAUCGUUGGAUUACUAGAGAGUCCAGAUGUAGGUGGAUAUCUAGAUCCAGAUUAUCGUGAAAUGAAGUACAAGCUAGUCACACCUCGAAGGCUCGCUCCUAUCUUAAUCAAACUUGUCACUCAUCUGAAUUCGAUCAAUUCUGCACCUGAUCCUUCAAGGAAAGAAGCAAUGGAAGACGUAUUGAAAGCUGUUUCAAGAGCUUGAUGAGGAUAUGGUUGAUUAUGGGUUGGUAAAUGUGUUCAGCUUGAAUGACCAUCUUGGGUAAACAAAAGUGGAAGACCCCUGUGAGAGCUUUGUAUCACAUCUUCAUGGAGUAGUCAAAUUGAUGCCAAUGCAACCAUGAAGGAAAACCUUGGAGACUAUUAUGUGUAAUUACAAUUGAAUACUGUACUUAGUAUGCCAUGUGAAAAAAGUGUAAUGAUCAAGUUGUGAAUCUACUCCAAAGGCAACCUAUGGUGUCUAGAUAGAUAAAAUUGGUAAAAUGAAGGUUGUUGAAGUUUACAAUC
Melampsora larici-populina 98AG31 is the source of this 2732-nucleotide messenger RNA. RefSeq lists its product as uncharacterized. The record is from RefSeq and is a predicted model, not a curated record. Gene Ontology annotation, biological process: intracellular protein transport; exocytosis; Golgi to plasma membrane transport. The coding region runs from base 1 to 2430 and encodes 809 amino acids. Gene Ontology annotation, cellular component: exocyst; membrane. Lineage: Eukaryota; Fungi; Basidiomycota; Pucciniomycetes; Pucciniales; Melampsoraceae. The transcript is spliced from 13 exons.